AUGUCACUGUGCAGUGAAUCAGGUAGCAUCGAAGAGAACAUUUGGGGGAUUGCGCAGUUUGGAUGUGGCAUGCUGACAGAAGUGCCUACCUUUUAUUGGGAGAAUUUGGUAAAACAAUCUGUACUGGUUCUGAAUCUUCUGAUGAUGCAACCUUCAGAAUAUGGAAUCCAAGAAGUGGUGAAAAUAUUCAUGGUGCUGGAGGACUGCGGCUGGUACCCUGGGAAUGAUCCCCGUCUUUUCAGUUCCCACUAUCAUGUUUGUGUUGCUAUUGCAAUUGAAAUUGUGGACGAUCUUCCGGAUGCAGAAGAUGCAGAUGAUGAUGCGGAAGAUGUUGGAUUGGGUGUGGGUCGUUACACAUGCAGCCCAAUCGAUGCAAGAUUAGUGGUAAUAGGGGGUGGAGAUGAUAAAGGAUUUAUUUGGAAGAUUUCUGAUGGUGACUGGGCUUUUGAACUUGGAGGUCACAAAGAUUCUGUGUUCAGUUUGGACUUUAGUAUGGAUGGACAGUUGCUUGCAUCUGGAAGCUUUGAUGGGCUUGUUAAAAUCUGGGAUGCAUCUUCAGGAGACCUUAAAUGCACCCUUGAAGGUCCUGGUGGAGGCAUUGAGUGGGUCAGGUGGCAUCCAAGAGGACAUGUGGUCUUGGCUGGUUCAGAGGAUUGCACAGUUUGGAUGUGGAAUGCUGACAGAGGUGCCUACCUUAACAUGUUUUCAGGUCAUGCUAGUAGUGUGACCUGUGGCGAUUUUACUCCUGAUGGUCAAACAAUCUGUACUGGUUCUGAUGAUGCAACAUUAAGAAUAUGGAAUCCAAGUAGUGGUGAAAAUAUCCAUGUUGUUAGAGGUCAUCCAUAUCAUACUGAAGGACUGACAUGCUUGGCAAUAACCUCUGAUUCAACUCUUGCUCUCACUGGUUCCAAGGAUAGUUCUGUCCACCUUGUGAAUAUCACAACUGGAAAGGUGGUUAGUUCGUUGACUUCUCACACAGAUUCAAUCGAAUGUAUUGGCCUUCACUUUCACCCCUCAAGAGUGCAGAAUGCUCUCUGCUUUCAUUUAGCUCUUGCUGUCGGCUUAUUCCCAACAAGCAAACAUUCUACAUCAUUAUGCUCCAGUUUCCUGUCAAGACUUGCUGUGAUAAGUUCUCCAUGGGCCGCAACAGGCAGCAUGGACAAUAAGCUCAUUGUCUGGGAUCUGCAGCAUUCAUCUCCGCGCUGCACAUGUGACAACGAGGAUGGGGUGACAUCCUUGUCAUGGCUAGGUGCUUCUAAGUACAUAGCUGCUGGUUGUGUGGAUGGGAAAGUAAGAAUCUGGGAUAGCCUCUCUGGAGAUUGUGUGAGGAUCCUCAGUGGGCAUUCCGAUGCCAUCCAGUCUCUGGCUGUAUCUGCUGAUAGGAACUUCCUCUUUUCUGUUUCUCUUGAUGGUACUGCCCGAGUAUUUGAGAUCCCAGACUUCCAGUAAGCAAAACUAGCUACUUCUAUUUCUACUAUACCAAAAUGAAAUGAGUUUCUUUAUUAUGACUACUUGUAAAAACUGUAUUGUGGCUUUUCACUUGGGCCCUUUUCUUUCUUCUAUUUAUCCAUUUGUUGCUAAUUAAGCUGUACUGGGAAAUUUUUAUCUUGAAUGGGGAGAAAUAUUUUGAACA
Vitis riparia (riverbank grape) is the source of this 1633-nucleotide messenger RNA. Its product is annotated as angio-associated migratory cell protein-like. Gene Ontology annotation, molecular function: protein binding. The record is from RefSeq and is a predicted model, not a curated record. The transcript is spliced from 13 exons. The coding region runs from base 1 to 1449 and encodes 482 amino acids. Lineage: Eukaryota; Viridiplantae; Streptophyta; Magnoliopsida; Vitales; Vitaceae.